Molecule: messenger RNA, 3990 nt
Organism: Astyanax mexicanus (Mexican tetra)
Lineage: Eukaryota; Metazoa; Chordata; Actinopteri; Characiformes; Acestrorhamphidae
Gene: stk3
Product: serine/threonine kinase 3 (STE20 homolog, yeast)
Exons: 11
Coding region: 176-1654 (492 amino acids)
Biological process (GO): protein phosphorylation; regulation of MAPK cascade; intracellular signal transduction
Cellular component (GO): cytoplasm
Molecular function (GO): ATP binding; protein serine/threonine kinase activity
Source: RefSeq, a predicted model, not a curated record
GCGGCUUCAUUAGGUUUUGAGUAAACGGGGAGGAAGAGCGGAGCCAAGUGUUUUUCCAGAUACAGAAGAAUUAGCGACAAGUUCCCCGGUCAUGAGUUUUCCCUGUGUUCUUUAGGAUUCUGAGUUUAUAAGACAGAACGCCCUAGCUCUUUAUUUACUCUUUAUUUUAUGCGCAAUGGAGCAGCCGGUACCUAAAAAUAAACUGAAGAAACUCAGUGAGGACAGUUUAACCAAGCAGCCCGAGGAGGUCUUCGAUGUGCUCGAGAAACUUGGAGAAGGGUCCUAUGGCAGUGUAUUUAAAGCCAUUCACAAAGAAUCAGGCCAGGUAGUGGCCAUUAAGCAGGUUCCUGUGGAGUCUGACCUGCAGGAAAUCAUUAAGGAGAUUUCUAUCAUGCAGCAAUGUGACAGUCCCUAUGUGGUGAAGUACUAUGGCAGUUAUUUCAAGAAUACAGACUUGUGGAUUGUUAUGGAGUACUGCGGUGCUGGCUCUGUGUCUGAUAUCAUCAGAUUACGUAAUAAAACACUCACAGAGGAUGAGAUCGCUACCAUCCUCAAAUCCACCUUGAAGGGCCUUGAGUAUUUGCACUUUAUGAGGAAAAUUCACAGGGACAUCAAAGCUGGGAACAUUCUCCUUAACACUGAGGGGCAUGCUAAACUUGCUGAUUUUGGAGUGGCUGGGCAGCUUACUGAUACAAUGGCAAAGAGGAACACUGUAAUUGGCACUCCUUUCUGGAUGGCUCCUGAGGUGAUUCAGGAGAUCGGUUACAAUUGUGUGGCAGAUAUCUGGUCCCUUGGCAUCACCUCCAUAGAAAUGGCAGAGGGCAAGCCUCCCUAUGCAGAUAUUCAUCCAAUGAGAGCUAUUUUCAUGAUUCCAACAAAUCCCCCACCAACCUUCAGGAAGCCAGAGCUUUGGAGUGAUGAUUUCACAGAUUUUGUAAAGAAAUGUCUUGUAAAAAAUCCUGAACAGAGAGCUACAGCCACUCAACUGUUACAGCAUCCAUUCAUUACCAGUGCUAAGCCAGUGAGCAUACUGAGGGACCUAAUCACAGAAGCCAUGGACAUGAAAGCAAAGAGACAACAGGAACAGCAGAGGGAACUGGAAGAGGAAGAUGAAAACUCGGAGGAGGAGGUGGAGGUAGACUCUCACACCAUGGUGAAAUCCGGCUCAGAGAGCGCUGGCACCAUGCGAGCAACAGGCACAAUGAGCGAUGGGGCACAGACUAUGAUUGAACACGGCAGCACCAUGCUAGAGUCAGACUUGGGCACCAUGGUGAUCAACAGUGAUGAUGAGGAUGAGGAUGAAGAUGUAGGCUCAAUGAGGAGAAAUCCUACAGCACCGCAAGCUCAGCGCCCAUCUUUCAUGGACUACUUCGACAAGCAGGAUUCCAAUAAAGCACAGGAGAGUUACAACCACAACCAGCAAGACCCUUACCUCAUACACAAGACUGCUUUCCCUGACAACUGGAAAGUACCACAGGAUGGAGACUUUGAUUUUCUGAAGAAUCUAGAGUUUGAGGAGCUGCAAAUGCGCCUCAGUGCUCUGGACCCCAUGAUGGAGCGAGAAAUCGAGGAGUUGCGGCAGCGCUACACUGCUAAGAGGCAGCCCAUUCUGGAUGCCAUGGAUGCAAAGAAGCGCCGGCAGCAAAACUUCUAAGACAGACGGAAGGAGGGAAAAAAGAUCAGAGGAGUGAAUUCAAAACUGGCAGGCCAGAUAUUCAGUUCCCUUUCGAGUCUUAUAUCCAGUUUUAGUACUGACGUCUCACCUCUUACUGUAAGCCUCCUGCUGUUUAUUGGACAUGGGAGCAUCUAACGAAGUAUGAAAGUGCUUUUUUUCCUUCUUUAUAUCUUUUAACAUGGCAACUCACCUGAGACCUGAGCCUCAUCUUCAGUUGGUCCCUGUAUGCAGAAUUACAAAACAACCUAAUUUAAUAUAAAUCGACAAGGGAAGAAUCUACCACGUGCAUGAAAUGAAUGUAGUCAGCAGUCGGUCUUAUGAAGAAAUAUUCACGGCCCUAAAUGAGUUCCAAUUUAAUGAAAAGUGCAGGCAAAUAUUGAAUCCCCUUAAAGAGGAGAGAAAAGGAGUAAGGAGAGUUUUUUUAUGUACCCUUUUUAUACCAUUAUUUCUCUUAAUAUCCAGACAGUUUUCUAAAUGUGGCUACAGUGCAGAGUAUGAUAAUGUCUGGAAUUGUGAAGGAUGAUUGCACAAAAAAAACUGUUUGUUGGAAUUCUAAGCGUUAAUUAAACAAAACAAAAAAAGAAAAACCAAAGACAAUCAUACAAGGGCCUUAGAGAGCUUUCAGUGGACAGCCUAAACCUAUUUUUAGACAGAGUUCCCUUUGUUUGGUGUAAAACUGAACUGAGAGUUCCAGUCUUAUGGGACCAUGUUUUAGUAGACUUGGGGAGUUUUCACACCUGUAGUUCGGUUGCUCUAAUCUGAAUCAGUUAAAGUGUUUUCCCCUUGGUUUGGUUUGUUUUCGCACAAUGAAAAAUCAUAUGCACCAAAAACUUGAAAUGGUCUCUCUACUUAAUGAACAGAGCUGCUUGUGGUGAGAGGAAGAAAGUAAAUACAGGAAGAAGGUGCUGUGUUCCAGACCGUCACUUCCUGGUUUUAACCGGAAACUCGAUUUGGACCAAUGUGCAAUUUAAAUUGGAGCAAAAGCUGACUUGGCAUUUGUUCAUAAAUGUAGUAAUUACCUAGGCAACAUAUUAGGUUUACACUUGAUUAUAGAGGAGGCAUUUCACUUGAUAUUGUAGAGUACUCCUGAUAGUUGUGUUCAAUCAAGAUUAGAUCACAUAUUUCACACCAUAAACAAGAUUGUUUGAGGACAAACCAAAACCAUCUCCUCUCAAUGGUCUCACUGCAGUUUCUGUUUGUGGUCUGCAACUGGACCAAGGACGAAAACGAGUCUCAGAGUCUGAAUAACUGAACUAAACUUUGCAGUGGUGAAAACUCCCUAAGAUUGACUGUUAAAGGAUUUAAAUUACCUUUUUUAUGUAUCCUGUUUUCAGCAGUAGUUGAAAAAAUGGAGCAAUUCAUAUGACUGUAUUCCCCACUAUUACUAAGAUCAUUUCAGGGACCCAAUCUUGUUCUGUAAAUAUGCAUGGACUAUUUAAGUUUCAUAUGUUUUGCUUCUCAUUCUGAAUGUCAUUUUUUUUCCUUCAUUUUUGAAUGUUCUGAAGUUCUGUCUGUUUCAUGUUGCUCUGUUUCCUUCUCUGCUAGUGCCUCCUGAAUCAUGUUCUGUAUGGUAACACUCCUGUGAGGAAGUGUAAAUCACAUGCCCUCAGACUCCUCCACUUUAUCUCAGGGGUUGCUUAACAUCAGCUUCUCUUUAUCCUUUUCUUUUGGUCAAGGAUUUAUUGACUUUUCUAAUGUAACUUCCAUGUCUACCAGCAUUAUUAUUACUAUUGGUUUGUCUGUUACUGGUACCUAAGCAAUACCACAAAACUCCAAGCAUAAUCUGAAGAAAUCUCUGCAACCAAGAUGUCCUAAAGAGGCAAGUAAAAGACAGUGUGCGAUGUAGUAUGUGGCCCUUUAUGCGGACGUUUUGCUAAUAAUGUCUUUAAAUUUAAGAUUGUGUGAAGAUUGUAUGUUCUUGUUUUGAAACGGUUACAUUGGUUUCACAAGAAAUUGUUGAUGAAGUUAGUUUAAGAUUGUGCUUAGAAUGCCUUAUGUCUUCUUUUUGUGAAUUAUAUCACUAUGUUUCUUACUUCCUAACAUGUAUUAUAGGCACAUUUCCACUGAAUACCUUAAUUUAUUAUUAUUCAUAUCAAUUAUUGCUGCUGUUGCAUGAAAACCUUUUGAAACUGAAAUUGAAAGCAGGCUCCUCGCAAUUCCCUCUAAAUCAUAACAGCUAUACAGCUUAAGAAGUCAGCCCUGAGUACAUUGUGAUUUGUAAGAGGUUUUUUAGAGAAGGCUUUCUUGCAAUAGGAAUUUUAAAAGAUUUCACUCCCUCUAAGAGUGUUUUGUUUUUUGUUUUUUUAAAUAAAGUU